Messenger RNA from Condylura cristata (star-nosed mole), 1091 nucleotides. RefSeq names its product processing of precursor 5, ribonuclease P/MRP subunit (S. cerevisiae) (gene POP5). The coding region runs from base 48 to 560 and encodes 170 amino acids. The record is from RefSeq and is a predicted model, not a curated record. NCBI's taxonomy places the organism in Eukaryota, Metazoa, Chordata, Mammalia, Eulipotyphla, Talpidae. The transcript has 5 exons. Gene Ontology annotation, molecular function: ribonuclease P RNA binding. Gene Ontology annotation, biological process: tRNA 5'-leader removal. Gene Ontology annotation, cellular component: ribonuclease P complex.
CACAGACAUCCGGUUUGAGCAUCCCACUGCCAGGCGCGGAAGCCGCCAUGGUGCGGUUCAAGCACAGGUAUCUGCUCUGCGAACUGGUGUCUGAUGACCCCCGCUGCCGCCUGAGUCUGGAGGACCGAGUGCUGAGUGGCCUCGUCCGAGACACGAUCGCCCGCGUGCAUGGGACUUUCGGCGCCGCGGCUUGCUCCAUUGGCUUCGCGGUGCGAUACCUCAAUGCCUAUACUGGAAUAGUGCUACUUCGAUGCCGGAAGGAAUUCUAUCAGCUUGUGUGGUCGGCACUUCCCUUCAUCACGCACUUGGAGAACAGAGGACACCGCUACUCCUGCUUUCUCCACACCCUGCACGUGGGAGGUACAAUUAGAACAUGUCAGAAAUUCCUGAUUCAGUACAACAGGAGACAACUGUUGAUAUUACUGCAGAACUGCACUGAUGAUGGAGAGCGGGAAGCUAUCCAGAAGUCUGUCACAAGAAGCUGUUUACUAGAGGAGGAGUCAGGAGCAGAGGAGCUUUCAGACAGUUGUGGUGAAGAGGCUGCUGAAGCAAUGGGAUGAAUCUUCAGGUUGCACUGUGCCGGGGCCUCUCGGGCACACUGAUUGGAACAUGGUAGUAGCAUCUCCUACAGCUCUCCAAACUGAGUUAUUGACCACCAGCGGUCAAUUUUUCAGCUCAAAAUGGAGGAUUACUCACAUCAAACUAGUCACUUACCUGCAAUUCCAUAAAUUGUGAAUAUUCUGUAGUUACAAACUACUUGGCUGGCUCAGAAUAGAUUUAAUAAAUGUAUUUGGCUUCUGUAGCAUUUAGCAAACUUACCAAGUCCAUUCUUGGUCAAAUCUGUAUCCCCCUCCACCCCUGGCCUUAGUGGGAAGACUAGUUCCUUGAAGCCUUGUCCUAUACCCAGCCCCUAGCAUGAGCCCUAAGCAAGUCAGGUGAUUAUAGAGUAGGAGUGUUAGUGCAGUAUGACAACUAAGCUGGCAGAUUUAUAUAGCCAAUUUUUUCUGACAUCCGGCCGUAAAAUAAGAGUCCUGGGCCCUCCCUGGUGGCGCAGUGGGUUAAAGCACAGCACUAAGAAGCUAAAAGCCACU